UUUCGCAAAAUGCUGUGUAUAAAUAGUGUCGUAAGGUCUGGUUUCAAAACAGAAUCAAAUUUGGAUUAAUCUCAUAGACACGCAUCGUCAGGGAGCAUCUUUUAAUAUGAAAUUCUUUGUUAUUGCCUUUGCUGUGAUCGCAGCUGCUGCGGCUACAUCCAUCUCUUCGGAGUACCUGCCACCUGUCGACAAUAACCUCGAAGUCGUCGCUGAGCCCAUCGAUCUACCCGUCGAUCAGGGAGCUCUAACUGAUGAGGGCUACCGUUACAAGACCGUCCGCCGCCUGAAGUACCGUCACCGUCGUGAUGUCAGCGAGCUGCCCUCCGCCGAGUACCUGCCCCCUGUUGCUGAGGUUGCCCAGGACAUCAGCAUUGCUGCUCCCAUCGAAUCCGCUCCUCUGGCUGAUGAUGGCUACCGUUACAAGACCGUCCGCCGCCUGAAGUACCGUCACCGUCGUGAUGUCAGCGAGCUGCCCUCCGCCGAGUACCUGCCCCCUGUUGCUGAGGUUGCCCAGGACAUCAGCAUUGCUGCUCCCAUCGAAUCCGCUCCUCUGGCUGAUGAUGGCUACCGUUACAAGACCCUGCCCUCCGCCGAGUACCUGCCCCCUGUUGCUGAGGUUGCCCAGGACAUCAGCAUUGCUGCUCCCAUCGAAUCCGCUCCUCUGGCCGAUGAUGGCUACCGUUACAAGACCGUCCGUCGCCUGAAGUACCGCAAGCGUCGUGAUGUCUCCGAGAUUGUCAACGAAUACCUGCCCCCUGUUGAGCAGGCCGUGAUCGAUGUGCCCGCCGAGACUCCCAUCCUUGCCAAUGAUGGUUACCGCUACAAGACUGUCCGUCGUGUUAUCCGUCGCCACUAAAGAUACCCUCCCAACGAAAUACAGGAACUGAGGUUGCCAACUAAAAACCAGGCUAUGGCAAUCUCAAAUGAAGUUAACAUAAGUGUAUUAGUCAAUGAGAACGAAUAAUUCGAGUACAAAAACAAGAAACAAUAAACAUGUAAAAAAAA
Messenger RNA from Drosophila navojoa, 1005 nucleotides. RefSeq lists its product as uncharacterized. Gene Ontology annotation, molecular function: calcium ion binding. NCBI's taxonomy places the organism in Eukaryota, Metazoa, Arthropoda, Insecta, Diptera, Drosophilidae. The record is from RefSeq and is a predicted model, not a curated record. Gene Ontology annotation, biological process: negative regulation of protein sumoylation.